Molecule: messenger RNA, 735 nt
Organism: Colletotrichum higginsianum IMI 349063
Lineage: Eukaryota; Fungi; Ascomycota; Sordariomycetes; Glomerellales; Glomerellaceae
Product: Scytalone dehydratase
Exons: 3
Coding region: 1-735 (244 amino acids)
Biological process (GO): melanin metabolic process
Molecular function (GO): scytalone dehydratase activity
Source: RefSeq, a predicted model, not a curated record
AUGAGAUUGUUAUGUUUCCCCCGUCGAAUUAUAAACCCUUCAAGAAACCCUUCUUCUUCUUUUAUUUCAUAUUCCGUUUCUGUACCUGGUUAUCCCAGUUCAAACCUUCUUCUGUUUCCCCCCACCACACUCCUGAUACCUCUUCUCCCACCAUCACUCAAAAUGGCGAACCCUGCUGGCAACAUCUCCUUCGAGGACUUCCUCGGACUCUCCACUGCCGUCUUCGAGUGGGCCGACAGCUACGACUCCAAGGACUGGGACCGCCUCCGCAAGUGCAUUGCCCCUGAGCUCCGCAUCGACUACCGCUCGUUCCUCGACAAGAUCUGGGAGGCCAUGCCCGCCGAGGAGUUCAUCUCCAUGAUCUCGGACAACUCGGUCCUCGGCAACCCGCUCCUCAAGACGCAGCACUUCAUCGGCGGCACCCGCUACGAGAAGGUCUCGGACACGGAGGUCAUCGGCCACCACCAGCUGCGCGUGCCGCACCAGAAGUACACCGACGCCUCGCGCACCGAGGUCGCCGUCAAGGGCCACGCCCACAGCUACAACAAGCACUGGUACCGCAAGGUCGACGGCGUCUGGAAGUUCGCCGGCCUCGCCCCCGAGAUCCGCUGGUCCGAGUACGACUUCGAGGCCGUCUUCGCCGACGGCCGCGACUCGUUCGGCACCGAAGAGACCAACGGCAAGACGGACGUCAAGGUCGUCGAGAAGGAGCUCAAGGUCGCCGCCGCUGUUUAA